Messenger RNA from Soboliphyme baturini, 1203 nucleotides. Lineage: Eukaryota; Metazoa; Nematoda; Enoplea; Dioctophymatida; Soboliphymatidae. The record is from the annotation of a GenBank genome assembly.
AUGGUGAAAGAAACCAAAUACUACGACAUAUUGGGCGUGAAGCCGAACAGCACUGAAACAGAGUUGAAGAAAGCCUAUCGAAAGCUGGCGCUGAAGUAUCAUCCUGAUAAAAAUCCGAGUGAAGGUGAACGGUUCAAACUUAUCUCGCAAGCUUAUGAAGUACUGUCUGAUCCACAAAAACGUGAAAUCUACGAUGAAGGAGGUGAAGAAGCCCUGAAAACUGGAGGAACCGGAGGAGGAUUUCAGUUUUCUUCUCCGAUGGAAAUGUUUCAGAUGUUUUUUGGCGGAAAUUUUGGUGGGGGAAGAGGUAGAGGCAGUCGUCAAAAUCGAGGCAAGGACGUUAUUCAUGAGCUUAACGUUCCUCUAGAAGACUUAUAUAAUGGAACUACAAAAAGGCUUGCAGUACAGAAAAGCGUCAUUUGUGAUAAGUGUCAUGGUGCUGCACGUCGUGGCGGUAAAGAAGGGACAGUGCAGAAGUGUGCCAACUGCAAAGGUUCCGGCAUACAGGUGCGAACUCAUCAAAUUAGCCCCAGUAUGAUUCAGCAGACGCAGACAGUUUGCAGCGAAUGCCAUGGAGAAGGCGAGGUUAUUCCUUUGAAAGAUCGUUGUCGCUACUGUCAAGGUAAAAAGGUUGUCCGCGAAAAAAAAAUUCUGGAGGUGCACAUUGAUAAGGGCAUGGAAGACGGCCAAAAGAUUGUGUUCAGUCAGGAAGGUGAUCAAGAACCCGGCUUACAAGCUGGUGAUAUAAUAAUUGUUCUUAGCGAACAAGAGCACCCAAUUUUCACCCGUCAAGGCCGGCAUUUAUUUAUGAAAAUGGAACUGGAAUUGGUAGAAGCUCUAUGUGGAUUCCAACGAGGCAUAACUACGUUGGAUGGUCGGCAGCUAUUGAUUUCUGUUUUGCCAGAUCGUCGAUGCGUACCUGGCGAAGGCAUGCCACAGUACAAGAAUCCUUUCGAGAAAGGAUAUUUGGUCAUCAAAUUCUUUGUUAAAUUUCCACCGCAAAAUUUCCUACCUCCGAAGCAACUGGAUGAACUUGCAAACCUUUUACCUCCACGUGAAGAGUGCAUAAUACCGGAUCAAGCGGAAGAAGUUUAUAUGGCUGAGGCGGAUCUUUCGAGGGAUGGUUCAAGCCGCAGAGCGACAGCGUAUGAAGAGGAUGAAAUGCCGUCCGGAGCUCAGACAAUGCAGUGCCAUCCUCAAUAA